AUGAGUCAAUCAUCACCACCACCACCACCACUACUACCACCAUAUUCCAUUCCUUGUGAAAAGCUCCCUCUUUACGAGCCUUCUAUAAAUUUCCAAGGUUUAGCACUACUCAAAACAGAGUUUUUGACCCCCUAUCAUUAUAACAAUGGUAAAAGAUCAUGGAAACCGGUAAUUCUCUAUAUGAACUCGACUCAGUUGAAAAUCUAUAGUCUAAAAGCAAACAAACAGUUACAUGAUUUAAUUGUUAACCUAUAUUUUGAGAUCAAUAGUCUAAAUCAACUAACAAUUGAUAUUAAUACCGAGUAUAAAAAGAAGAAUAAUAAUAAUAACAAGGCCAAAUUCAAUUUUGCCAACAACAGUUAUAUGGAUGGCAGUGGCAGCGGCAGUGGCAGCGGCAGUGGCAUAGAUAACAUGGAAAAUGAUGUAUUUUCAGGAGAUGCAUACGGUGGAUGUGACUUUGAUACCUCCAAAUCCAUCUUUAAAGAGUCGAAAUUUCAAAAAUUAAAAGAAAAGAUUAAAUCACAAAAGACUGAAAAGAUCAUGUCCCAUAUAAAGGACUAUUAUCACCAAUUAAAGGAUAACAAACUACUUUUCGAGCCGGCAGUCACAAGUGAUGGUACUGAUGAGCAAUAUGCUACAUUUAACAAGUAUAAAGGAUUGUUGAUCCACAGCUAUUCAUUAUCGCAUUUACAAGUUGGCGAGGCACCUUCGUUGAACCAGCUUAUUUCGGCAAUGUAUAAAGAAGACCAAUCAGCUUCAUUUGCCUUGCAAAACGUUUCGUCACUUGUAAAGUAUAAAAACACGCUAAGGUUGAGAAUAGAAUAUAAACAGAUUCUUUUGCAGUUUUGGUCGUUUCAUGCAAUGAUUAGUUGGUUUAGAAACUUGAUGAUUGGCAGAGAUUUGAGUAUACCAUUAGAAUCUAGAACAAUAACUAGAUUGAAAUCUAUUCCGAGUCGAUAUAGUAGUCGAAACAAUGCGCUUUUAGCAGCAACAGCAGCUGCGGCAAGUUUUGGUCGAGAUGGAAGCAAUAUUCAAACAGAUACAAUAGACGAAAACGAACAAGUUGCAAUGUUUACAAGUCAUCUGUUGAUGACCAGCAAAGAUGAUAGCAGCAGUACUGUUAGUAGCAAUACUGGAUUAGUAUUAUCAGACGGUGAAAAUAGCUCGAUAUUUGACAAUGAAUCUCAACGAAGAAGUUCAAUUGCAUCAACCACUUUUUCAGACACAACCAUUGGAACCAAAACUUUAGAUACCAUUACAAUUAAGAAUUUCCAGUUCAAAUCAAACGAGCAUAUUUUCAACACUGUGGAAAAACAAUAUAUUUCCAAUUGCAUACCCGAUUUAAACUCGUUUGAUAAAUGGAAUGGCAAAUUGGUCACAAUCAGUAAUAGUGACAGUUUUGUAAAAGAUGUCAGAACUUUUAAGAAUAGAAACGACGUAUUUAUAAGCUAUCUGGUGUUUAGCGAUUAUGUCACCAUCUUUGAUAAAAAAUUUCCUCAUCAAGAAAACUUGUCAAAGCAUAACAAUAAAAUAUGCGCAACAAGGACAUUUCUAAUUCACCAGGACGGAUUGGUGGGGAUAUGA
Lodderomyces oxycetoniae is the source of this 1584-nucleotide messenger RNA. RefSeq lists its product as uncharacterized. The coding region runs from base 1 to 1584 and encodes 527 amino acids. The record is from RefSeq and is a predicted model, not a curated record. The transcript has a single exon. Lineage: Eukaryota; Fungi; Ascomycota; Pichiomycetes; Serinales; Debaryomycetaceae.